AUGAGGGCUGCUCUUGGAUUGGCAGGAAAUGGGAUCGAAGAUGCCAUCUUUCUGCAGCAGCAGCAGAGGCAACAAGACAUUCAGCGUGACCUACGUUUACGUCAAAUGAUACUGCAAGAACAACUAGAACAGCAGAGCAAAUUGGCGCCAUUGCUGCAUGAGCGUCAGCUAAGGGCUCUCGGCGACCACCUACACGAAUACCCUGAUCUGUCCUCACAUUAUCACACUUUGCUCCUGAGUGAGCAGUUACAAAGACAAGAAGAACGUGCUUUUCUGGAAGCUCAGGCCCAAAUGAGGUAUCAAGAGGAGCUGAGAAUGCAUCAAUUACAACAGCAAGCCCAGGCGCAACAGCAGGAGUCACCAACCGCCUCGCAGCCUCUAGCUACCGCUCAGAACCCAGCGGUGCAAGCUCAAGCAGUGCCCAGCAGCAACGUGGCUAUGUUACGGGAUCUGGCAGCAGAUUCCUUAGCUGGGAACGCUGUCAAGAAGACAGAGGUGGAUCGAAAGAAAAGUCCUCCUCCUGACGCCACCAAUACGGCAGAAGCCCCGACGAACGGUAGCUCUGAAGAGAACCAAGAAGUGCUGGAUGUUACCCCAGCCAAGCGCCCUGCCAAGGAGCCCAAAGAAAAAGAAAAGAGCAAACGAAUAAAGACAAAGACCAGCCCCAAAGCAAAGAGGAAGGCUGCAACUUCGCCUCCUCCUCCUAUCGGGUCGGCAUCAUUAGAAAAAGCAGCUGCUCCUCAGAUGCCGAUGCACGUACGCGCCGAAGACGACGCGGACACCAAACCCGCUGCAUCAAUUGCACCGAGGCCUACAAGUACUGAUCUGAAGCCAGCACCCAAGCCAAGAGUCGCUGGCAGUCCUCUCGUGGCGCAGACUCCAGCAGAAGCACCGAGACCAGCAACGGAGCCGUCGUCGGCGUCCAGCUUGAGGGCAUCUCCUAACUCUUCUGCAGCGGCGACGGCACCUCCUCCUCACGCCACCCCCACAGCGCUGCACCAUCCUUCACCACAUCCGGUGCAUCACUCUUCUCCUCAUGUUCCGCAUCACCCUCCCAUGACUCAUUCAUCGCAUCAUCCGUCUCCAUACCAUCCAUCUCCACACGUCCCUGUCCCUCCCCACCAUCCUUCGCCUCACAUGGCACACCGUGCUUCACCUCACCUGAUGCACCACCCUUCACCUCACCAUGCGUCACCUCACCCGGGGUACCAUAUGUAUCCACAUCAUCAUCCCUCCAUGCCAUAUCCUGGGUACCAUCCCGGAAGUCGAACAAGUAUUCACGAGGAACCUUUUGCUCGUCGUGGUACUUUGGACGAUCUUCUUGCUGCUGCAGAAUCGGAAAACAAGGAAGAAGGCGCAAUCAAUCUUUUGCGAACUUUCAAACGUGUUGCUUGGCCUGAUUCUGACGAUGAUGAAGCAUCACGGCUUGUGGAGGUGGAGGAAACCAAGACUUCCGAUGUAAAAGGGGAGUGUGUCAAACUAUCCAACGGCUUUGUAUCGGCACUUCCCCAAUUGCCUGAAGAACCGCUCUACGACGGCCCCUUGGCUGCUCCCGAGAAGAGCGAUAUUAAGGAAUCGAUCUUGGAUGACAGCUCCAUGGGGGGUGCCAAUGAGGGAGCCGAGGAGAAUGGGAGCACAGAAGUGGACACAUCGAAAGCAAAGACUCGGGUCGUGUCGAACGUUCUUGAUUAUCCCUACCCUAUUGACGUAUGGUGGCCAUCUACUGCCGGAAUACGGCGCGAGAGAAAAAUGUGCGGAGAGGAAAGCGACGAGGACGCGUUUGAUGAGGAGCAAUUAUCGCCUAACGAGGAGCCGCCGCUGCUCAGGGCCAAUCUUCGAGCAGUCAAGAAACGUCUUGCUAACGAGCUGAGGCCGGGCGUCUUGCAAAAGAUACCCCAUUGCAAACUUCAUCGCCUCUUAAUGAGAAAGAAGAAGAAUCUCUCAGUUCCGGAUUUGGUCUACUGCUGGCAGGUAACCGACAUCUACCCAAACGACGUUAUGGUUUGCUGUUCAAAGUGUGGCACUUGGCGACACGCGGCAUGUGGCGGGCAUCACAAACCCUAUUCUGUUCGUGAGAACACAAAGACUCCGUUUGUGCCGGUGUGCGAUUACUGUCAUCAAGAAGAGUCCAUUCUUAGCGAUUUCCCUUAUGCUGAACAGAGGCUAGAACGACAAAGGAUGGAACAAAUCCGUCGGGGGCUUGCGACAACAUCAGUGAUGCGACAUGCCUCGUUUUCGAAACACGGUGGAACCUACAAGUGGCCUUUGGGACGUGUGUCGAAUACUCACAUAUCAGGUCACACGCGCAGUGUAAAUGCUCGUCACGACAAGGCGGAAAAGCAGUGGGCAGACAUGGCAAAGAAAUUGAGUAGCGGCUAUGGCUUCCGACCGCGUGAACGUGCCCGAGUUAGGACAAAGGAACUCGAGCGCCUGUUGGUCUCGGUUGAGGAUGCAGAAUUGUACACGGACAGGCACAACAUUCUAUUGUAUCUGAUGAGGGAUACCACGAGAGAGCAUCCUGUUGGGUUCGAAAAGCAACGUAGGAAUAUCUUCGAUCCUGAGGAAGAUCCUGAGCCUGAACAAGAGUUAACCGAGGAACCAAUGCAACCGCCGAACGGCAACGACAAUUUGCAACCUGGUGGCGACUCUUCGGAAGGGGAAACGAAGCCUCCAGCAGAUACGCCCGCUGCGGAUUCACGGGAAAAGCCCCAAGUUGAAUCCAAGGCUCGGUGUGCCCGAGAGGGUUGCACUCGAAAACCACGCUUUGAUUCUCUUUUCUGUUCUGAUUCUUGUGGUUUGUCUGCUCUGGAGAAGGAUCUAUUGCAUUCUUACGAAGAGAGCAGCGAUAUUCAUCCGUCAGUGUUGAGAAAUUAA
Messenger RNA from Seminavis robusta, 2874 nucleotides. NCBI's taxonomy places the organism in Eukaryota, Bacillariophyta, Bacillariophyceae, Naviculales, Naviculaceae. The record is from the annotation of a GenBank genome assembly.